UAACAGAAGACGAAGAAGCCGGAAAGGGAAGGGGAGGAGAUUAAUUCUGAAGCAGCGACGCCCUCAGCUGAUUCUCCUCAAUAAACUUGUUUUCAUCGGUUUGACCAGAGUUCUCUUUAAACGUCCGGAUCAGAAGCAUCAUCAGAGUCCACUUUGAGCCACUGACCAGGAGGAGGGGGAGGAGGAGCUCUGUGGAAACUGAUCCACCUCGGCUGCUCUGGAUAUGAACUCUACCCUGCUGCUGUUAACUGAGCUGUAGGUUAACAUGGGGAACAGCGCCCUGAAGUCCCACCUGGAAACCUCCCAGAAAACAGGAGUGUUUCAGCUGACGGCGAAAGGCCUGCAGGAGUUUCCAGAGGAGCUCCAGAGGCUCACCGCUAACCUGAGGACGGUGGAUCUGUCAGGGAAUAAGAUUGAGCUUCUCCCAGCCUCAGUGGGAAACUUCCUGCAACUUAAAAGCCUGACGCUGAAUUCCAACAAGUUAACUGGCCUUCCCGUGGAGAUCGGCAAGCUGAAGAAGCUUGAAACCCUGAGUUUGAAUGGGAAUCGGAUCCAACAGCUGCCUCCUACUGUGGGCCAGCUCAAGGCCCUGAGGACCCUUAACCUGGCCGGGAACCAGAUCACAGAGUUCCCCUUAGGACUAGGAACCCUGAGGCAGCUCAACUUGCUGGAUUUGUCUCGAAACAGUAUUCAGAGUGUCCCGGCAGAGGUGUCGGACCUGCAGGCCAUUGAAAUCAACCUCAACCAAAACCAGAUCUCGGUGCUGUCAGCAGAAGUGUCCCGCUGUCCCCGUCUGAAAGUUCUCCGCCUGGAGGAGAACUGUCUGGAACUCUCCUCCAUUCCUCAGUCAAUCCUGUCUGAGUCCCAGGUGUCCCUAUUUUCCGUGGAGGGAAACCUGUUCGAAGUGAAGAAUCUCCGAGAGCUGGAGGGAUAUGAGCAGUACAUGGAGCGUUUCACUGCCACCAAGAAGAAGUUUGCCUGAUUUACCCCGAGGAUGAGUCUAGGUUUCUAAACUCCAACCUGGAUCGGACUUGGCCUCAGUCUCUAACCCAACACCCCCUGCACCGGCCAGAGGUACUUACUGUUCUGCAGUGAGGUGUUUCCCACAGCAUUUCACAAAAAACCGGACCUGCCGAGAGAAGAAGACAGACAAUGACAGCAAAGAAGGAACAAUAUGACCCUGGAGAUUCAGUGUGGCAUUUUAACAGGAAGCGUUCAAUAAAUGAUGGCCAGUGACAUUUGUCUCCUCCAGCAGCUUUCAUCCAGAGGAAACAGCAGAAUAACCUGCUUCCAGGGAUAUUUAAGGGGUUUCAUGCACUGUCACAAACCAUAUAGGAAAUACUCCGAAGGAAGUUUAUCUUGAGCAAAGCAGCAGUUGUGGUGCUGGUCCAGCUGCAGACCUCAGCAGACACAGAGGGUGCUUCCUAUGUGUGUUGCUUCUUAUUGUCCAGCAGACAUAAAUAAAAUGUAAUGUGCAGAGCCUUGGAUGAAGCUGCAGUCAAGACAGCUUUGAUUCCUUAAAUCUGGCUUCCUCUGAAUGUCAUCAUCUCAGUUUGAUAACCCAGUCAUACAAAAACACUUUACCACAUUAUAAAAAUGAUUUAAAUCUGGCUGUAAUUGAACCAAAGCCCACACCACAGCCUUUCCCAGGCUGUUAUUCAUUAAACAAAGAUGAAGCCAAACCAGAAAAGCAACAAGAGAAAGGCUAAAUGGAGCACAAAAGCCCCAGAUACAUAUAAAAACAUACAGUGCCUUGCAAAAGUAUUCAUAUCCCUUGAACUAUUUCACAUUACAACCACAACCUUCAAUGUAUUUUUAAGAGAUGUGAUUGACCAAUAAUUUAUAAUCCGUUUAUAAACUGAAGGAAAAUAAUACAUACCUCAGCCCACCUCUUUGCUGCAGUUUUAGCUGCAGGUAUUUGGAGUGUCUCUGAGGUUUCUACCAGUUGCCUCCAUCUAAAGAAUGUUUUCCCCAUUCUUUGCUAAAUAGUUCAGUUUCAGUCAGAUUGGAUAGGGAGCAUCUGGGAAUGUCAAUGUCCAAGUCUUUCACAGAUUUUCAGUUUGAUUUUAAACUUUAACCAUCUGAUUCAAACCCAUUAAAAUGCUAUAAUCUAAACCAUCUAUUGUAGCUCUGGCUGUAUGUUUAGGGUGGUUGUCCUGUGGGAAGGUGAACCUCCACCACAGUCUCCAGUCUACUGCAGCCUCUAGCAGGUUUUUAGCUCCAUCCAUCUUUUCAUCAACUUCCCUGUCCCUACUGACAAAAAGCAUCCCCACAGCAUCAUGCUGCCACCACCAUAUUUCAUAGUUGGGUUGGUGUAUUCAGAGUGAUGUGCAGUUUGAAUUUUUUUCCACAUGCAGGACAUCAUAUGGCUUUCUUUCAGCAAUGUUUUCCUUCAUGCCACUCUUCUAUAAAACCCGGAUUUGUUAGGUGCUCAACUAAUUGUUUUCCUUUCAACAUAUUGCUCCCUCUUAGCUGUGAAUCUCUGCAGCUCCUCCAGAGUUACCACGAGACUAUUGGCUGCUUCUCUUAUUAAUGUUCUCCUUGCCCAGCCUGUCAGUUUAGGUGGACGUCCAUCUCUUGGUAGGUGUGCAGAUGGUCCAUCCUCUCUCUAUGUUCAGAUGAUUGAUUGAACAGAGCUCUGGGAGAUGUUCAAAGCUUGGGAUAUUGUUCUAGAACUUAACGUGAUGCUGUUUGUUCCCUCUGAGGCCAGAAACAGAACAGCUGAUACAGACUCAGAUUAAUUAACCCACAGCUAGACUCUGUUCAAUAAUUAGGUGCCUUCUGAAGGCAACUGGUCGUACUAAGGCUUAUUUAGGGGCAUCUAAGUAAAUGGGGCUGAAUAGUUUUUGAUGUCUUUUUAGAUUUGCAGUUGCAAAAGAUUUUGUAAAUCAUGCUUUAUUUUCCUUCAACAUCAGAAUUCUGCACUGCUUUGUUCAUCACAUAAAAUCCCAAUAAGAUGCAUGAUCUGUAAGUCUGAAUCUAUAAGUCUGUGAUUGGAAUGGGACUGAAUGUGAAAAGGUUGCAUGUAUAAAGGUGUGUGAAUACUUCCUUUUCACCAUGACUCUAUGUUACUAAGACACUAAAAACUGUUUUCACUUUUCUCUUCAGAGUUUUGAGUUUAAAAUAACCAUUAAGCACAGAGCAAGUUUCCGUUAAAGCCAGUUAUCUGUCAGUGUUUGGUCUGGAAUUCUCUCCGUUGUGUCCACUCUGCUGCCAAUGAAAUGACCACAUGACGGAACAGAUCUCUAUCAUGUUGAUGGAAAUCUGUCUGAAGUUUAUUUUCCUGUAUUUAUUUAAAGCCGAUGCUUAACAGGUCCGUCCCCAGUCUCCUCCCUCCUGGUGGUAAAUGGAUGCUUUAGUUUUGUUUUAAAACCUCACUGAUAUUUAGCUUGUUAAUAGUUUUUACAAAUUCAGUCAGUUUUUUUCCUGCCUGAAAUAAAAAAAAAACAUCUAGUUAAACAUGUUGAACACA
Molecule: messenger RNA, 3472 nt
Organism: Girardinichthys multiradiatus
Lineage: Eukaryota; Metazoa; Chordata; Actinopteri; Cyprinodontiformes; Goodeidae
Gene: lrrc57
Product: leucine rich repeat containing 57
Exons: 6
Coding region: 266-982 (238 amino acids)
Molecular function (GO): protein binding
Source: RefSeq, a predicted model, not a curated record